Messenger RNA from Cucurbitaria berberidis CBS 394.84, 1242 nucleotides. RefSeq names its product D-galacturonic acid reductase-like protein. Lineage: Eukaryota; Fungi; Ascomycota; Dothideomycetes; Pleosporales; Cucurbitariaceae. Bases 1 to 1242 code for a protein of 413 amino acids. Gene Ontology annotation, molecular function: nucleotide binding; oxidoreductase activity. The record is from RefSeq and is a predicted model, not a curated record. The transcript has 6 exons. Gene Ontology annotation, biological process: NADPH regeneration. Gene Ontology annotation, cellular component: cytoplasm.
AUGGCGCCGGUCGAGGUCUUGAUGGUUGGUACUGGCGAGUACACAACGGGCUUUGUUGGAGGCGGCGCGUCCAAAUCAGACAAAAAGGUGGGCGUCGUGGGUCUGACACUCUUCGACCUGCGAAGACGUGGGAAGGUGGGAAAGCUGUCCAUGGUGGGCGUUUCGGGCGGCAAAUUCCCCGCAAUCCGCGAGCAUCUCCAGAAGAACAUUUCCGAGGCAUACAACGGAUUGGAUGUGUCCUUUGAAGAGUUCCCAAAAGAGGGAAAGACCGAUCCCGACGCGUUCAAGACAGCGAUUGAUGCGCUUCCUAAGGGCAGUGCGAUUACCAUCUUCACGCCUGACACCACCCACUACCCAAUCGCUCUAUAUGCCAUCGAACGUGGGAUCCACGUGCUCAUCACAAAGCCAGCAGUUAAGCUGCUCGAGCAUCACCAGGAGCUGCUCGUGGCUGCAAAGAAACACAAUGUCUUUGUUUACAUCGAGCACCACAAGCGAUAUGAUCCUGCAUAUGCAGAUGCGCGCUUCAGGGCACAGAAAUUGGGCGACUUCAACUACUUCUACUCGUACAUGUCACAGCCGAAGAGUCAAUUAGAAACCUUCAAGGCCUGGGCCGGUAAAGACAGCGACAUCUCAUACUACCUCAACUCCCACCACAUCGACAUAAACGAGUCCAUGGUUCCAGAUUACAAGCCGGUCCGUGUCAUGGGCAGCGCAGCGAAGGGAAUCGCAACCACCCUCGGUUGCGAUCCCGCUACGGAAGAUACCAUAACCCUUCUCACCGACUGGGUCAAGAAGGAUGAUCCCAGCAAGCGGGCGACGGGUGUUUACACAGCAGGCUGGGCAGCACCACAGAAAGCUGGUGUACAUUCGAACCAGUACUUCCACUACAUGUCAUCAACAGGAGAGAUCCGGGUCAACCAAGCCAAGCGAGGCUACGAUGUAACUGAUGACGAGGGUGGCCUCCUCUGGUACAACCCAUUCUACAUGAAGUACGCACCUGACGAGGAGGGCAACUUCGCAGGUCAGAUCGGCUAUGGAUACAUCUCCUUCGAGAAGUUCGUCGAUGCCGUUAAUGCCCUAAACGAGGGCAAGGUCACACUCGAGCAGCUCGAUGCGCGCCCAUUACCAACACUCAAGAACACCAUCGCGACUACCGCGAUCCUCGAAGCCGGCCGUAGAUCACUGGAUGAGAACCGCCCCAUCGAGAUUAUCGAGGAGAACGGUGUCUGGUCACUCAAGUAG